UCCAUCACAAUUUAGGUCAAAUUCAUCGUUUUAUAAUAAAUUCAAAUUUUAAUAGAACAAAAUUAAAAUAAAAAUGGUUUCUUUUUGAAUCAGUAAAGUUGGAUCAAAUUAGUGAAAUAAGGGACUGUGAGUUAAACAUUUUCUGUGCUAAAAUGGCAAAAAGUUUAAAAGUGGCAGAAAACAGUAUAUUCAGUGAGAUAUGUGCAUUUGACAGGAGAGGACUGCCAGUGACAGUGCAAAAUAUAUUAGGAAUAGAUGGAAAUGAACAAGUGUUGUGUAUUUCCCGAUUAGUGAAUGUGGCCUCCUGUAGCAUAUGUGCUUAUAUUUUUUUCCUUGUUUUUCUUUAUUUAUGGUGUUCGCCAAACAGGAGAUCCAGAGCAUCAAGAAAUUCUCUUGCAGGCGAUACAUCAAGGGCUAUUUUCUCACUACUUCUUCUUGUUGUUCAUAUUCUUGAAAUAUGCGCUGCAUUUUUUAUUCACCAAGAUAGAGCAAGAGUGGCUUCUUCAAUAGUAAUGUGGCUUCUUGCGCAAGGUCUUUACUAUACUCUUACUCCAGGGACAAAAAAUUGCCGUCCGAUUGUAACAUGCACUGGUCUAGCUUGGCUAAGCUGCGGUGUAGCGAAACUGGUGCUAUUCUUUGUGACAAUGGCUACAAAUCAUACAACCGAGCACAUUCUUCCACUGACACUGAUAUCUUCAGCCUUGCUGUCAUUUGGUCUCUCUUUCGAUGAUUUAUUGACAGCUUUCAGCAAGCUUCAACAGAACAGCAUUGGAACCAGUGGGGAAGAAAGCGAUGGAGAAGAUUUGAGCGCUUACCGCCACGACAGAGUCGGUUGGCAUUCGAGGGUGACAUUUUUGUGGAUGACGUCACUGCUGUCUGCCGGCUAUGCAAGACCUCUGGAGAUGGAAGACCUUGGCUCACUGCCGUGCAAAGAGCGGGCCUCCCUUCAGGCGGACAACAUUUCGCGGGUUUGGGCUCGCGGCAAGAACCUGUGGAUGUGCUAUGCCCAACUGUAUAUAAAAAACUUCCUCUUCGGAGGUGUACUGAAGCUAAUUGGUGAUUUUGCUGGUUUUGUCAGCCCGUUGGGGAUAGCUGCACUAGUGAGGUAUAUUGAGCACCAAUUUGGCAAGACUUCAGACGCAGUGCCUGAUACAAUGGCAUUCCAAUCUUCGAAUUCAACAGUUGCUCCACUUGAAGGGGAUGUAGAACAGCCAUUGACAGUGAGUGAACUGAUGAGCAAUGGAUACGUUGUAUCUGUAGUGGUUCUACUAAGUGCACUGGCUCAGGCAAGUUUUUCUCAAGCCAGCACUCACAUAUUGAGUGUGGAAGGAGUUAGACUGAAAACAGCUUUACAGGCUCUCGUCUAUUGUAAAACUCUAAAACUAUGUGGAAGUUCAGCAAGACAAGACGAAGGAGCAGUGGGAGGGGCAAGCCUGCUAUCUGAAGAUGUCUACAGUGUGAUGUCUUGCUUUUGGAUAGGACAUUAUGUCUGGGCGAUCCCUCUCAAGGUGAUCAUCCUAAUUUGGUUGGUGUAUCGUCAACUGGGUAUCAGUGCUGUGAUUGGAGCGGUGUCAUGUGUAGCUCUUCUCACUCCACUACAGUUCAUCAUUGGCAAGUGGAUGUCCACUAACACUAAGAAGAUCACAGAGUGUACUGACCGGCGUCUAUGGCAAACCAAUGAGGUAUUGCAAGGCAUACGACUGGUGAAGCUGCACGCUUGGGAGGAUUCUUUCUGCAGUCGCAUACUGAAGACACGCGGAGAUGAGCUGAAACGACUUGAUCAGGAUUCUCUGUACUGGGCGCUCAUCACUUUUCUGACGCACACUUCAUCAGCAUUGACAGCAUUGGUGACUCUGAUAGCGUGGCACCUGAUUGGAGACGACAAACUCAACGCCGCUGAUUUAUUUUCUGCUUUGGCGCUUUUCAAUCAGCUUACAGUUCCUCUCUUUAUUCUUCCGAUCGCUGUGCCUAUCAUUCUCUCUGCUAUUAUCAGUACUAAACGAUUGGAGACAUUCCUCAAUCUUCCUGAAGUCUCACAAGUUAUUCCUUCAGUUAAGACGGAUGUCUCACGUGGCGUAUCCAGUGACACGACCGUUACUGAGUCAACGCAGAGAAGAGACAGCUCCUUUGGAUUGGUGGAUAUUACUGAGGCCGAAGAAGAAGAAGAUGACGAAGAAGAAGAAGAUGCAAAGAAAGCAGAGCCAAAUUCUGAUGCGGUAACCGUUGACAGAGCUCUGUUUUCUCACUCUAAAGAAAAUGAAGAGGCUAUCAGAGUGGACCGAGUAUCAAUACCUAAAGGAAAACUGGUAGCUGUAGUCGGAAAAGUUGGAAGUGGAAAAACAUCUUUCCUCCUUGCCCUGCUUGGCGAAAUGAACUGUAUCUCUGGAUCUGUUUCCUGGGAUAAGAGUUGUACGAUCUCAUACGUGUCGCAAAACCCUUGGCUGAUCAACGCAUCUCUGAGGGCCAACAUCCUUUUCGGCCGCGUUUACCGAGAACGCCGGUUCAGGCGAGUGAUCGCCGCUACUUCUCUCCAGCCAGACAUCGACCUCUUGCCUGAGGGAGACCUCACACAGAUCGGGGAGAAAGGCAUCGGACUUUCGGGCGGACAGAGGCAGAGAGUGGCCAUAGCUAGAGCUUUCUACUCCCGGGCUAAUGUUCUUCUGCUGGAUGAUCCUCUGUCAGCAUUGGAUUUUUCGACAGCCAACCACGUCUUUGAACAAGGAAUAAAGCGAUUGGUUGCAAGGGGGAGACGCACCAUCAUAAUGGUCACAUGCACUUCUCACUUUGUUACACAUUCUGAUAUGGUGUUGGUGGUGGAGGACGGUAGAGUGGAGAUGGCAAGCGCCGCGCUGACCGGCGUCGACUGGGGCGGGGUGUGCCGGGGGGGCGGGGGUGCUGGUUGCGACAGUCGUACGGCCAGAGAGCGAUGGCGACUGGUGCGGCUGGUGUCGCGUGCGGGCAUGCAGUUGCGACUGAGGCCUAGCUGGAUCAGUGCACACUACAUUUCGCUGCCGAUGGACGACCCGAUAGUAUUCGUGCCGCUGCGACGCCGCCUGGGCACAUUCUCAGGCUCACGCUACCUGACACAUGACCUGCUGCUGCCGACCGACGACUGCGGCGGUGGGGGUGACGGAGGCGACAACGACAGCGACCGCACGCAGACGCGACGCCCGGCCACCGGCGACCAUCGUCUGCUGACGGCGCUGCUGGCGCGACUCGGCGCAACCCGCGCCUCCGUGCGUCGCGAUGCCAACCAGCACCGGCAAGUGCUGAGGGCCACUUCGCUGCAGGGCGCUGGCAGGGAGAGACCAGCCGUCAGGGCUAACCCAUUCAUGCAGGUGGUCAGACAGUCGUCGUCACCUGAUAUACAUAGACCCAGAUCACAAAAUUUGGAUGGCGGUCUUUCAUCACAAUCACAUUCAGGCGGCUUGGCUAAGCAGAUGUUUGCAAUGCAGGCUAGAAGGAAUCUGGCAGCAAUGAUGGAAUCUUCAUUACUAACAAGCAGAAGCAGUGGUUUUAGUUCGACAAGCAGUCUGGCUAGUCUCAAUAGUUGCGCCAGGUCAGAGGUGAGUGUUGGACCGAAUGAGCACAGAGGCUUGCAGCGACUAAUAUCAAACGUUUCAGAAUAUUCAGACUACGAUGACGAUAAUUUGGAUUUUGAGCAAGACUUGGAACCUCACCUGAGCCAAGAAGAGCGAGCCUACGGUGAGAUAGCAGAUCGAGUGUACGCCACCUACGCGAGUGCCUGCGGUAAGAUGCUGUGCGUCGCUUAUCUCAUCUCCACUGUCGCUUGGCAGGGACUUCGCGUCGGCACCGAUUUCUGGUUGUCCAAUUGGGCCAGCCACAACUCGUCCAAUGACCAAACAGUGCGUUACCUGCUGGUGUACACGGGACUGUCUCUGGUGUCAGUGGUGCUGUCUCUGCUCUCCAACGGAGUGGGGCAGUUUUGUGCGUCACGUGCCCGCGACACUUUGCAUCGCAACAUGCUGCAACAGUUGCUCCGAGUGCCGCUGCAACACUUUCAGUGCACUCCUUUGGGUACACUCAUCAGCCGAUUUUCAACCGAUACUGCAAUCAUUGAUAAGAAAAUAGGCACAUCUCUACAGAGACUCAUGCAGUUCCUAUUGCUCUGCUUCUCAGCUAUUCUGGUCAACUCAAUUGUUACACCGUGGUUCAUUCUUAUAGCGGUUCCGAUUUCACUGGUUUACUAUGUCAUUCAAAAGUUUUAUCGACAAUCGUCAAGAGAACUACAGCGAUUGGACUGUUUAUCGCGGUCGCCAGUUCUGUCACACUACGCCGAGACGUUACAAGGACUUGAGACGAUACGAGCAUUCGCGCAGCAGACUCGAUUCACCGAAGUUUUCUACGCUCGACUUGACUCUCACACCAACGCCCUUCUGAUAUUUCAUUCGGCAAAUCGGUGGCUGGGGAUAGCAUUGGAUUACCUGGGCGCAAUGAUAGUGUUGCUGGCGAUGGUGGUGUCGUGCGUGACAGCCUCCCUGUUCCCGGUGUCACCGGCGCUGGUCGGCCUGGCGGUCAACUACACCCUCCUCGUGCCCAUCUACCUCAACUGGGUCGUCAAGUUCCUCUCGGACGUGGAGGCGUGCAUGGGAGCCGUCGAGAGGGUCUCACGCACCACGGCAGAGCCCACUGAGAACUAUCGAGAACACUGUAAAGCUCCAGCCAACUGGCCGGAGAACGGUGAAAUAUUAUUCCAGAAUGUCUCACUCAAGUAUGAAUCGGAGAAUGAAUGUGUUAUCACAAACCUAUCGCUGCAUAUCCCUGCUGGACAAAAGGUGGGAGUGUGCGGCCGUACAGGCAGUGGCAAGUCAUCACUGGUGAUGUCACUCCUGGGCGUGGUUCCGGUCAGUGACGGCGCCAUCUUGAUAGACGGAGUCAACCUGACCGCGGUGCCUCUCUGUCAACUGCGGUCCCAGCUAGCUGUCAUACCGCAAGACGUCAUACUAUUCAGUGGAACUGUCAGGGAAAACCUGGAUUUAGAAGGGAAGUACUCCGACGAUCGCCUGUGGCAAAGCUUGGAAGUUGCUCAACUCAAGGAUAUUGUGAAGAACGAGUUUGGCGGACUAGAUGGAGCAAUACAAGAAGGAGGAGUGAACAUGAGUGCAGGACAGCGGCAGCUGAUGUGUGUAGCGCGAGCGGCUCUCUCUGGAGCGAAAUGCGUCAUCCUUGAUGAGGCAACCAGCGCAUUGGAUGAGACUACUGAGAGGAAGCUCAUGGCGGCAGCCAGAGAGGCUUUCGCCGAUAGGACGGUCAUAUCAGUCGCUCACAGGAUCUUCACUCUACUAGACUUUGACCGGGUUAUUGUGAUGGAGGGAGGGCGAAUUGUUGAGGAUGGACAUCCCGAUGUACUCAGAGCUCGUUCCAUGGGCAUAUUGUCCUCAAUGUUGAAGGCAGCUGGCGAUAAACAAACUAGCUCAACCGGGGAAUAACGCAAGGUUAUGGGUUCCGUAAAGUUUAAACGAAACUGGAUCAGCUACUGCUUUAAGCUAGGAGUUUACCACAUUAUGCUCUAAUGAGACCAUAGCUUGAUUUAGAGCCAUGUGCUCCAUCCAAGUUUGAACAGAAUUCAAUUAGCUGGUGGUUCAACUCUAGAAGUAAUAAAUAACACAUUAUAAUUAAUGCAACAAAAGCUUCAUGUAAUCUCAGAUUGAAGUUGAACUUGGACUGUGAACUUGAAUCCAAUUCAAGUAGAAUUUGGAUAGAGCACAUGGCCCUAUGUUGGAUUUAAGUAUUUUGAGGAACAAAUAUAUAGGCACUACUUAGGAAAGGGAAAGGGGCAGGCAUAGACAAUUAAUUUAUAGUGUAGUAGUGAUUUUCAUUGAUAAAACUCACCACUGGCAUCUUUCAUACAAGAUUGUAGAUUCCGUACUUUGGGAAGAAGUCUCUCACACACUAGAUAUAAAAAGUUAAACUCUCUUUCGUUCGUCGUAAGGGAGCAGCAUUCCUCCUGUAUUACAAGAUUUUUAAGGAAUAGGCCCCAGGAUUGGAAUGAAAUUUGAUUUGAUUCGACAAUAAACUAUAUCUACGUAAACAAAUAAAGAUGAUAUACACUAUAUCCAAGGAUUGAAAUGAAUACUGAUCAUUAGAUUCGAUAAUAAACUAUAUCUACCUCAACAGCAAGGUGUAGUACUUGUGAUAUUUUCUUCAUGAAGUAAGUAAAGUUCAAAAGUGAAUUUUAGUACUAAAUGCACUAAAAAUUUUGAUUGAAGUAUUUCGGAUUUAAGCAUUGUGGAAACUGGCAUAUAGGUUUGAUGAUUCACGUCAACAGGCCUCCAAAUUAAUAAUAGGCUUAAUUCAAAAUAUGGUUUUAAUGAUCUACCUCAACAUUUUGUAAGAUACGAGUUAGCAUGAAUAUCUUUUUGAAUAUAUUGCUUCAAAUGCAAUAGCUUAGUAUAACAAUAAAGGUAUGCAUUUUGUGAA
Molecule: messenger RNA, 6441 nt
Organism: Nilaparvata lugens (brown planthopper)
Lineage: Eukaryota; Metazoa; Arthropoda; Insecta; Hemiptera; Delphacidae
Gene: Sur
Product: ATP-binding cassette sub-family C member Sur
Exons: 29
Coding region: 153-5450 (1765 amino acids)
Biological process (GO): transmembrane transport
Cellular component (GO): membrane
Molecular function (GO): ATP hydrolysis activity; ATP binding; ABC-type transporter activity
Source: RefSeq, a predicted model, not a curated record